UUUUUUUUUUUACCGUACGACAUUUUAUCGACGGUCUAUAAAUCUUAAGCAAAGUUCAGAAGAAAUUUCAUAUAGCUAGACGGCGUUCCUUCGUCGUCAGCUGUAAUAAUCUAACGUAGAGGGGGAAACAGGCGAUGUUGACAUGCGAUAAAAUCAAUCUAAUUAAUAGUUAAUAAUUAUUUUAUCACAUCUGAUUACCGAAUUAUAUCGAAUGAAUCGAUUCUCAUUUUCAUUGUUUAUUUCUAGUUAAUGGAUUAUGGCUGACACAGAGAAAAAAUACAAAAAUAUUUUGUUAAACGGUUGCUUCGAACAGAACUUGUCCGACCUAUUGCGUUCAACAUGGCGGUAUAUUAGUUGAGAUUUACAAGAUCGGUAAGGUCGUCGUCUAUUAAAUGCAGAAAAUUUUAAUUAUUAUGAAAAGAAACGCGCGUACGAGGAAGCUGGAAGUCGAUUAGGCAACGAGCGACUAUACUCGAGCUCGAUUGAUUUAGCAGUUAUUUCUUCCAAUUAUCUAUAUUUUCUUCAAAUAAAAUGGGACUAGAUGCACGUUUUUAAUCAUCGGUGAACGAUUUUCAAAACAUUUUCUACGAUAAGAUAUAAUUCGACAGAUCGACGACGUUCAAGAAAGAUUUAUAAAAAUCAUCUAUUACACAAGUGUUUCAUUUUGACUUUGAAGAAAGUUACUAUUUGUGUGAACAGUGAAAAUACGAACAUUUUGACAUAGCAUGUCAUAUGUUUAAACGAGCAUAUAAGAUAUUAAAGUUUUUCUAACUUUUUCAAUGCUCUGAAAUAAGGAAGAAUUUGAAAAGAGAGAAAAAAAAAAGACGAUUUCAUUGGGGUAUAUUCUUUGUUCAUAACGCAUAGAACUGUAUCAUAAAUAAGUAAAGGGAAAAAAAGCAAAGGAAUAAUCCUGUGACGAAAAAAAAAAAAAAAUCAGCAAACAAAUGUUUGCAACUAAUAUAAGAGAAAUAAAUAAUUGUAAAAGGCGAAUAUAUUGUCAUUAGAUGUGACAGAUAUAAGUUCCACGAGACUGCUCUUAUAGUUAAUAAUACUUAAAUACAUAAAGUGUGAUAUAAUCAAUCCUUGUGUUCUUAGAAAUAAGGAAACAUAAUUUUCGUGUUUUUAAACAUUCUAGAAAGAAUAAAAAAAGUUUGAGAAUAGUAAUUCUCUUUACAGAUCAUAUAGGUAUUAUUAAAUAAUUUAUAAAUAAUGGCUGAAACGCAAAGAAUGACUGUUUAUGGAAGGCAUCCACCGUGUGCAAGUGGAACUAGAUUGGAAGAACGUCGUGCUAGACGAUUAGCUUUACGACUAGAAAGAAACAGGAAACCGGAUAAACCUGAAGAUUUUGUAUGUUAUGAAUCGAGCGAUGAUGAAAGUGAAACCAUCACAGAAGGUAGACAGUUUCUAAGAACGUCUUUUAAUUUUGUGGACUAUGUACGUGCACGAGAAACCAAUACUAAGGAAGUACGAAAAAUUAAUCAGGAGUAUGGCUCGAGACAUAUACUAACACAUGACCUAUUCAAAGAAUACUCAGUUAGCUUAAAUAACAUGAAUAAAGUAUUUUGUUCGCAAUGGUUGAGCGAUAGACAAGUCGUCUUUGGUACAAAAUGUAAUAAACUGAUGGUUUAUGAUGUAGCAACACAGAAAUUAGAUCAAAUACCUUCUCUUCAUGGAAGGCAGUUAAAUCCAGGUGGAGGUCCUCUUCCUGAACAGCAAUGUGGUAUACACUCUGUUCAAAUUAAUCCUUCUAGGACUCUUCUGUCUACUGGAGCCAGAAACAGCAAUGAAAUAGCAAUAUAUAGAUUGCCAACUUUGGAUCCUGUUUGCGUCGGGGAAUCUGGUCACAGAGAUUGGGUUUUUGAUAUGUGUUGGCUAGAUGAUGAAUUUUUAGUGUCUGGCUCUAGAGAUACAAAAAUGGCUUUAUGGCGGAUUGAUAGCGAUCUGGCUGAAGCACCUGAUAAAGCAGAUGUGCCUACACACAGAUUAAUUCAACCUUUAUGCGUGAAGGAAUGUAGAUCAGCUCAGAAGGUUCGAGCACUUGCUUUUAAUAAAGCAUAUAACGAGAUAGCUGCCCUAUCUUUAAAUAGUUUCAUACAUAUCUGGUCUGCUGAUACUUUUAAACAAAAAAUAUCACGGAAGUUACCAGCUUGUCAAGAAAAUGUUUGCUUAGCUGUACAAGAUGAUGGUGUUUACGCGGUUGGUUGUCGUUCUUAUACUUUAUUAUUAGAUGCAAGAACUUUACAGCCAAUUAAAAAGAUACCCUCAAGAUAUAGUGGCUGUGGUAUUCGAUCGGCUAGUUUUCAAGGGUCAGUUUUAACAAUUGGGACAGGACUUGGAAUGCUUAUGUUCUAUGAUGUCAGAGCUCAGAAAUACCUUGAAUCAUCUAUCAAUUCUAAUAGGACUGUCGUAUUGAAGGCCUCAAAAGGAUAUGUAUUUCCAGAUGAGGAAUAUAUAGAUGGCUUUCAAAAUGUUAAAUAUACACCAGCUAUCUAUACCCAUUGUUAUGAUGCAUCAGGUACACGAUUAUUUACUGCUGGUGGACCACUUCCCGCAAAUUUGUAUGGAAAUUAUGCAGGAUUGUGGCAAUGAAAAUAUAUGAGGAUUUAAUGAAAUAAACUAGAUUAUCAUUCGACUUUAUUAAUAUAAAAAUAAAUAUGACAAAUUUCAUAUUUAUAACAUGGUGGGUGCAUUACGAUAUCAAGAUAUUGAAAUAAAAUGGGAAGAUAAGUGAGAGAAAUGAAAAGGAGAUGACUGAUUCUUUAAGCUUUCUUCUGCCAUAUAUAUUAUGCGUAAUUGGAUAAAUAUCUUCAUACUCGCUUAUCUACUCAUACAUUUUAUCAAGUAAACAAGAUUUUAUUAAUAUAGUUAGGAAUAUAUCUGAACGCAAUGUCCUUAUAGACCUUUAUUAAUGUUGUUUGUACUGCAAUUGGCUGAGAUAUUAUACUGUAAGCACUUAUUAUACUGCACUAGCUCUUUAUUAAACUAAAGUAAAAUUAUAACCUAUCGAUUUUUCAUCGUGCAGCUAGAUAACAAGUAAUUUAGGCCUGGAUUGGUCAUAUUUGCUCCUAUUGUAUGACUAUCGAUGAGUAAUAUGAAGUUGAUCAUACACGAUACGAAGAAACAUCCAAACAUUCGCACAUCUUUUUGCACAAUAAUAAAUGCCGAAUGUUCCUACGCAUCGAUCAUGAUAUAGUCAACUUCAAACUCAUUAUACUAGCUCAAAGUAAUGUCUUGAGGGCAGGGGGGGGGGACGGGGUCGAUAGAUUUUGAUUCUAUGACUAAUACAAGUUUAGAUUAAUAAAGCAUGUGUUUUGUAUUGUAUAUAAAGAAACAAAAUUAAAAUCAUGAUUAUAAGUUAAAUAUUUAUUAAUUUUUGUCAUAUAUCAAUAUUAUUAUAUGUUCAUUGAGAUACAAAUGGAAACUUAUAUCUAUAGUAUUUGUCAACGAAUAACAAUGACAAUGAAUACAUGUAUAAAAUUUUAAGUACAAUUUAUUCGGCUAAAACCUCAAUGUUGGCCUUAAAGUAAUACAUACAAUGAAGUUUUGUUACAAAAAUGGA
Messenger RNA from Vespa mandarinia (Asian giant hornet), 3559 nucleotides. RefSeq names its product DDB1 and CUL4 associated factor 12-like protein (gene DCAF12). The record is from RefSeq and is a predicted model, not a curated record. Gene Ontology annotation, molecular function: protein binding. Lineage: Eukaryota; Metazoa; Arthropoda; Insecta; Hymenoptera; Vespidae. Gene Ontology annotation, cellular component: Cul4-RING E3 ubiquitin ligase complex.